AUGUCCGGCCCCAUGGACGAGUUUGUCCACUGGGACAAGGCCGCCGCCGCCAUUGGUGCCGAAUUCCAGCUCGACACCGAGAACCUCGAUCUGGUUCUCGAAAAUGUCGACGAGGAUGACUUUGGCUUCUCCGCCCUCCAGCAUUACUCUGGCGACGCCAACCUCGAUCUCUUUGCCAUCCCCGGCAUCAUGCCCGACCCCCCCAUCUCCGAGGCCUGGUAUGAGACGCCGCUCGCCGCUUGCGCCCACUGCGUCGCUGGUGCCUUUUCCUGCAAGAAACUCCGCCAAGGUAGCUACAAGGGCUAUUGCACCAGCUGCGUUGCCCUGCGCGUCGAGUGCAGCUUUGCCGGUGAUGCCAAGGUCGCCGCCAUUGACCCGGCGGCUGCCUUCCCCCCCAACCCGUGGCCCGUCAUGGGCCAGCACCCAAACACCAUGCAAUCAAGCUUUACCAACCUCCAUGCCGCAGACGCAGCUACCUCGGCUUCCGAGAUCAACGCCAUCAUUGCCCCGAUUCCCUCUGCGCCCCCAAAGAUUGGCGCUCGCUUCUCUCGCGAGUCUGUCCGCAUCCUCAAGAACUGGCUCUCCACUCACACUAGACAUCCUUAUCCCAGCGAAGAGGAAAAGGAAAUGUUGCAGCGCCAGACUGGUCUGAACAAGGUCCAAAUCACAAACUGGUUGGCCAAUGCUCGCCGCAGAGGAAAAGUCCAACCUCCUCGAUCAGUCUCACCCAAUAUUAGGAACUGGUCCACCCCAGGGUCAAUGGACAUCCCCCAGCGUCGCGGAACACCUGCUCUCGAAGCCAUGAACCCCCUGCAGCGUUGGCAGGUUUCUCCUCCGGAACACGAACCGGCCUCGGUCAGUGCCAUUGCCAGGGCCGUCACCGCCUCGUCUUCUGCCCUCUCUUCUGGGCUCAACUCACCAUACAGCUUUAACUACACCGACGAUGGCUCCAACAGAUCGGUCUGCAAGGAGUCUUCGACAUCCAGUCUGGGAACCUCGCAGUCAAGCAACGGUUCAUUUGGCUCGGCAUACUCUCACGGCUCCAGACAUUCCUGGGGCUCCUUUGGAUCUGCGCCCUUCAACAGCCGAGGGCGUCGCCGCCGUCGUCGCAGGGGUACCGCCAAAAUUGAGGGCACAGCUCAUCCUUCGGCGCCGCUCAAAACCUUCCAAUGUACCUUCUGUACUGAAACGUUCAGAACAAAACACGACUGGCAAAGACAUGAAAAAUCUUUGCACCUGUCUCUCGAGCGCUGGGUAUGCACCCCUGAUGGACCCCGCGUCUUGAACCCGGAAACGGGACAAAUGUCUUGCGUCUUUUGCGGCGUCAACAACCCAGAUGAUGCGCACAUUGACUCCCACAAUCACUCUGCGUGCCAGGAGCGCGCCAUUGAGGAGCGAACAUUCUAUCGAAAAGACCACCUCAACCAGCACCUUCGAUUGGUUCACAAUGUCAAGUUCUUGGACAACGCGAUGAAGCAGUGGAAGAUUGCCACGCCAGAGAUUCGCUCACGUUGUGGCUUCUGCGGCAUCGUAAUGGACUCUUGGACUAUCCGUGUAGAUCAUCUGGCAGAGCAUUUCAAGACUGGUUAUUCCAUGGCUGACUGGAAGGGUGACUGGGGUUUCGAAGUGCCCGUCCUUGACAUGGUUGAAAACUCGAUCCCACCCUAUCUUAUUCAUCAUGAGCGAAAGUCGCCUAUGCCUUAUUUUGCCCUCCAGCCUCCGCCUGCUUCUCCACGCAAUGCGUAUGAGCUCAUCAAGCUGGAACUAGCCAACUUUGGCUCUUCAUACUGGGAACAGCACGGAAAGCCCCCGACCGACGACGAACUCUGCCUGGAAGGAUGCCGCAUCAUUUUCGCUUCUGAAUUGCUCUCCAUUCAAGGCAUCGCCACUCAAGUAUCCUGGCUUCGUGACAUUGUCAUGAACGACGAGGAAAUAUCCCGCAAGGCUAAGUUUGGGCCCCUUCGCCGCGCUGCCGAGCUUCAGAAUCUCAAAAUUAACGGCAAGGACAACCUUUUCGAAGAGUGCCCGAUGGAAAUACAGCUCCACCAGUUUGUCAAGGCUAAGCGGCUACUGGGCCUGAGUGCAAUGGAUGACGAGCUGCAGGAAGAGGCUUGUCGAAUUGUUAGCCGUGUUGAAGAGAUGUGCACGCACCCCUCUGAAGCAGUAGCCAACUGGCUGCUCCGUCUUAUCAAGCGGUCGACCUCUUGGUUGUCUUCCUUUCGGCGCCGCGCACAUCUCCCGCGGACGGAAGAUAUCAAGAGCGAGACCAUCCGCUCCAAGGAUCUCACCUCGAUCGACUCGACAAUUCUCAGCUAUUCGAGACUGGAGCGUGAGCUUAGUGACUACUUGAAGGCCCAGCGCUGCUUGAACAAGGAGCCCUCUGACGAAGAUCUCCAGCGUCAAGCGCGUAUUAUCAUAUACGAGUUCGACGACGGGUGGAACCAGACGGCAGCCGACAACAUGCAGUGGCUAGAUGCUUUCAAAGAACGACACGCCUUAGCGGAAAAGACACCGGGCAGCCCGACCAAGACGUCUCCAGAACAGUCUGACCAAGCUACCGCUGUAGCUUCUUCACCCGGCUCGCAAUGGACCGCACAGAGCAAGAGGCGACCAAGUGUCGCGAGCAAUGGCAAGAAUGCCGAAUUUAUCCCGUUUGGCAAACCUAGCAGCACACCAUCGUUCCUCAACGACGCAAACUGCUACCGGCGUCUUGCUAAAGAACUGAGGCGUUGGGUCGUCUCGGCCAUGUCGCCCAACAAUCCUAACCGCCAUGUUCCGACAGAUGACGAGCUGCGUUACCAAGCACGCUGGAUCAUCUACGACGGCGACGACCCCUGGAACCAGACGGCCGCCGACAAUGCCGAGUGGUUGCAGAGGUUCAAGCGUGACGUCGGCAUCACCAAGGACGGCGGGCCUGGGUUGCCCGAGAGUAACGCCUGGGCUAUGGAGCAGGGCGGAACGGGCUUCGCGCCGCCUUACGCCUGCCCCAAGUCGGACAACAUGGACCCGUUUGCGGAUGCGGUGCACGUCGAGAUGCGCGACGGCGCCAAGGCUUUCAUGGCCGGGCCGACGGCCGCCAACAGCUUCCUCGACGCGCUCGCGGCGCCCAACACGCGGCCGGCCAAGGUGUUUUGCUCGCGCGAGCUCGAGGCCCACCUGCUGCGGUACGCCGAGGGCCACGCCAUCACGCACGGCGGCAUACCCGGCGACGCGGCCCUCCGCGCCGAGGCCCGCCGCAUCCUGCGGACCGACUAUACCGCCGCCGAUGACGACCAGCUGCUCGGUAAGUUCAAGGAGCUGCUGUGGGAGAAAAUGCCGUUCCUGGAGCCGCACAUGAAGGAGCAGACCAGCACCGCGGCGCCUGCGGUAGCGGCGGCGACGGAUGUUGCAGUCGCGCUGCCGACGGCGGCAGACGAGGAUCUGGAUAUGCUGUUGCACAGCAUGGACUUUGAGUUUGAGCUUGACUUCAUGAGUAGUGCUGUUAUUGGUAUGGAUGGGGAGGAUGGUGGCGCGCCACUUUUCUAG
This is a messenger RNA of Cordyceps militaris CM01, 3525 nucleotides long. Its product is annotated as homeobox and C2H2 transcription factor, putative. Gene Ontology annotation, biological process: regulation of DNA-templated transcription. The transcript has 2 exons. The record is from RefSeq and is a predicted model, not a curated record. Gene Ontology annotation, molecular function: DNA binding. NCBI's taxonomy places the organism in Eukaryota, Fungi, Ascomycota, Sordariomycetes, Hypocreales, Cordycipitaceae. The coding region runs from base 1 to 3525 and encodes 1174 amino acids.